Molecule: messenger RNA, 5057 nt
Organism: Pelobates cultripes (western spadefoot toad)
Lineage: Eukaryota; Metazoa; Chordata; Amphibia; Anura; Pelobatidae
Source: the annotation of a GenBank genome assembly
AUGGCGUUUGCUGAUCUGAGAGAGGAGCUGACCUGCUCCAUCUGUCUGAGUAUUUAUACAGAUCCUGUAACCCUGACAUGUGGACACAGCUACUGCCAGGUCUGUAUUGGGAAUGUGCUGGACACACAGGAGGGAUCCGGAGCCUAUAGGUGUCCUGAAUGCAGAGUAGAGUUUCAGGAACGUCCGGCACUGGAGAAGAAUAGGAAGCUGUGUAACAUAGCGGAGAGUUUCCUAUCUAAUCACCCAGAGCAGCAGGAGGAAGCUCGGAUCCUCUGUACUUACUGCAUUCAAUCUCCUGUAUCUGCUGCUAAAACAUGUCUGCUGUGCGAAGCUUCUCUGUGUGCUGAACACCUAAAGAGACACAGCAAAUCAGAGGAACAUGUCUUAAGUCAACCCACCACUUAUUUUGGCAGCAGAAAAUGUCCAAUCCAUAAGAAAAUACUGGAGUAUUAUUGCUCAGAAGAUGCUGUCUGUAUCUGUGUGUCCUGCUGCCUGAUCGGAUAUCACAAGGGACAUCAGAUGGAGUCAUUACAUGAGGCAUCUGAGAGGAAAAAGAAGAAACUGAAAAAUGUUCUGGACAAACUGACCUCAAAGAGAGAGGAGGCUGAGAAAAGUGUUCUGAGUCUGCAAAAGCACAAGAGAGAAGUGCAAGUGGAAGCAGCUGGGGUAACAGAGCGCGUUACUGCCCUGAUUAGAGACAUCAAGGAACAGCUGGAAACCCUGGAGAAGCACAUCCACGUUGAGAUCUCCAGGCAGGAAAAGCAGGUCUCACUCCGAGUCUCAGAUCUAAUCCGGCAACUGGAAAUAAAGAAGGAGGAGCUGUCCGGGAAGAUGGAUCACAUUGAGGAGCUUUAUAACAUGACGGACCCAAUUACUGUAUUACAAGGGCAGGAAUCAGACUGUACUGAUAUUUCUGAUGUUGAGGCAGAAGAUAAGGACACAGAGGAUAGAAAGGUUCAUGCUGUAGGAGAUCUGGAUGUAGAUCUGAUCACACAGACCUUACACACAGGUUUAGAUUACAUUGUCUCUGGAGUAAAGAAACGGCACCAUGUUCUGGAGGCUUUAGACAUAUUACUGGAUGUGAACACUGCUCAUAGAAGAGUUACUGUAUCAGAUGACUUAAUGACUGCAUCUUAUUCAGAAAUGCCUUGUAGUUAUUCAAGAGCCCCGGAGAGAUUUCUGAAGCAUGCUCAGGUGUUAAACACCAGGAGUUUUUCCUCAGGCCGACAUUACUGGGAAGUGGAGUGCAGUGAUUUAGGGCAAUGGUGUGUAGGGGUGACAUAUCCCAGUAUAGAGAGGGAGGGAGAUCAGUCAUGGAUUGGGGGUAAUAACAAAUCCUGGGGAUUAUGGAAAUUUGAAAGUGGGAGCUAUUCUGUAAGACAUGACAAUAAAAUAAUCUCUUUACGUGAUAUCCCUACCUGUCUGAGAUUUGGAAUAUACCUGGAUUAUGGGGCUGGACAGAUCUCCUUCUAUGAGCUGUGUGACCCAAUCAGACACUUACACACCUUCACUGCCACCUUCACUGAGCCGCUUCAUGCUGGGUUCAAUGUAACAAACAAAGCUUGGGUGAAGAUCAGAAGCCAGGAUUAAUUAUUUCUGAUAUUUUCGGCUCAUGGAGAGGAAUCUAAUUGGUUCAAAGACAGCCAGUGGGAACUGGAAAGCUGCUCCCAAACUGAAAAGUAUUAAUUAACUAAACAGUGAAUUGUGAUACAUUGUAAACCUAAUUGCUAAAUCUAGGCUUAAAUAGAUUAUUUUGAAAAAAAAAUCUAACUUACCGAAGUGGCUAUUUUAGCCUGAAUCUUGCUAUUAUCAGUGCAGCAUUACACUCAUUGUAUGUUAAAAUAGAGGAUCAGUGUAUUAUUGUGUAUAAUAGGACCAUAGCUGGGUGUAUGAGAAUUGUGUAUUUAUAGGUAGGAUAAGUAGGAAUGUGUGGAUAUUAUCAUUGUGUAUGUGAUAAGUGUAGUGCGGUAUGUGUAUAUUAGGGCUGUGGAUGUGUGUAAGUGAAGUAUAGGAUUCUUUGUUGGUAUCUUUGUAUUAUGACCGUAAGAGCAUAUAUGUAUGUUUGUAUAUUGUGACUGUAGGUGUGCACCAUACAUCUAGGCGUUCAUAUAGAAUAAGCAUAUAGGAUUUAUACAAUAGGAAUGCAUAUGUGAUGACAGUAUAUCUGUAGGUGUGUAUAGGAUAUGUUUAGGGGUCUCUAUACUAGGGCUGGUGCAUGUGUAUCAGGUAAGUGUAAGACUGAUAUUAUGACAGUAGGUAUGUGUAGGAUUGGUGGAGUGUGCAUAUUAUGACUGUAGACAUGUGUAUAUAGGAUACAUGUAGGUUUGUGUUUGUUUCAGGACUGUUAUUGUGUGUAGGUAGGACUGUGUGUGUUUUAGGACUGUCAGUGUGUGUCGGAUGUGUGGUGAUAAUGACUGGUGUCUGUAUGUUGUAUUUUAUUGUCAGUGUGUGUAAGAUGUGUGGUGAUAAUGACUGCUGUCUGUAUGUUGUAUUUUAUUUUCGUUGUCUGUGUAGGAUGUGUGGUGAUAAUGACUGCUGUCUGUAUGUAGUAUUUUAUUGUCGGUGUGUGUGUAGGAUGUGUGGUGAUAAUGACUGCUGUCUGUAUGUAGUAUUUUAUUGUCGGUGUGUGUGUAGGAUGUUUGGUGAUAAUGACUGCUGUCUGUAUGUUGUAUUUUAUUGUCGGUGUGUGUAGGAUGUGUGGUGAUAAUGACUGCUGUCUGUAUGUUGUAUUUUAUUUUCGUUGUCUGUGUAGGAUGUGUGGUGACAAUGACUGGAGUCUGUUUGUAGUAUUUUAUUGUGGGUGUGUGUAGGAUGUGUGGUGAUAAUGACUGCUGUCUGUAUGUAGUAUUUUAUUGUCGGUGUGUGUAGGAUGUGUGGUGACAAUGACUGGUGUCUGUACGUAGUAUUUUAUUGUCGGUGUGUGUGUAGGAUGUGUGGUGAUAAUGACUGCUGUCUGUAUGUUGUAUUUUAUUGUCAGUGUGUGUAAGAUGUGUGGUGAUAAUGACUGCUGUCUGUAUGUUGUAUUUUAUUUUCGUUGUCUGUGUAGGAUGUGUGGUGACAAUGACUGGAGUCUGUUUGUAGUAUUUUAUUGUGGGUGUGUGUAGGAUGUGUGGUGAUAAUGACUGCUGUCUGUAUGUAGUAUUUUAUUGUCGGUGUGUGUAGGAUGUGUGGUGACAAUGACUGGUGUCUGUACGUAGUAUUUUAUUGUCGGUGUAUGCAGUAAUAGAUAUAACACAUUGAGUUUUGUCACAUCUAAUAGGUGUAAGCGAGGUUAUGCUGGGUAGCAGUGAGUCAGUCUGAGCUGCCCCAUAACUGGAGUAAUAGGGGUAUAAGAGAGACUAAUCCUAAAGAAAUAAACAGGAAUCCAUAGAAUGGAGAGAUUAAUAAUAAGAAAAGGUGUUGGUGUCGAGGGGAUAAUGACAGGAUCAAUAACUGAGAUCAAUCAGAAUAGAGGGGGUGGGAGGUAUUUAAAGAAACUGAAUCUAAUUGAUGAAUUAACCUUUUUACUUGGAUCCUGGAAUAAUGGGUCCAUGUGCCAGCGAGGUUAUUCUAGGUAUUAGUAAUCAGUGGGAGGUCAGCCUCCAGCGAUAUAAUAUAUGGACUGAGAGAGGGGAAUGAGCCAGGCAUUAGAUAUAGCCAAGUCAUAGAUCAGAAUCAGAAUCCAAGAAUGUAAGAAGCCAGGCUAUAUCUUAUCUUAUGGAACGUGUUGCAUCUCUUGUUACCUUAUAAUUUUGAAGCAAAGGCAUUGCUGGUGGGUUUUGGGGUGGAAUCCCCGGAUGUGGGCGUCUCUAGCUAACGUUUCUAUAGUUGGUGAUGGAUGUAGAAGAAUUAUAGUAGUUCUUUAUUUUUAUAUCACGCUGCUGCUUCUUAAAGCAACCACUUAUUCCAAAAAUAAGAUCAGUAGUAUAGUGCUCUUCCAGUCUGCUUAGGGAGUCAGAGUCGUGGCUGUGCGGAGGAGGUACUGCGGAACAGAGCUACACAGGGAUAGGGGUUGUUGAGUUUUGCUUUAGGUUAAAGCCCCGGGUGUUUCUGGAACCUGGUAAUGCCAAUCCUUUGAAUUUUAAUUUACAUGAGGAGAUUGACUUUAAAAGGUCCUUUUGGUUCAAUAAUGAGAUUUGUAUGUGGUUACCUAGAAAUGACAUAUUUAAUUUAGUAUAAAUUGAUUAGCAUAAUCAGCUUACAUCGUGACAGGUAUUAUUUAUGAAAUUAAAGUCUGUAUAACUAUACUGUAUAUUCAAAACUUGUCAUUCUCUAUGGGUAGAUCCUGCAUCUAUAGCGAUUUAGGCCUCAAUUUAAUAUUGUUGAUAAGCAUUCUAAACAAUUUAAUCAACUUUUACAAUUAUUUUUUCAACAUAUUAAAAUAUCAGAAAAUAUAUGUAAAAAUAUUUCACUAAAUAAAAAUAUCAAAAUAUUACAAAAUGAACAUAUUUUCAAAAUAUAAUUUUUUAAAAUAUAUCCAACAAUUUGGAUGAUGUGAAGAUGUUUAUGGGGUGAUUAAUAUUAAAAAUAAUAUUUUAUAAAAAAUUAUCAAAAAUGUAUUUAAUUCAUGUAAUAACUUUAAAAACAAAUUGUGUCUGAGCUGUGCAUUUUGUUACAAAAUGGGGUCACAUCUGCCAAGUGGUGACUUACAGUAUACAUUUUUACUUUCUAACACAAAAUUCUGCCAGUGAAAAUACCUGACAAUAACAAUGGCCUUGAUUUCAUAAACUUUCCGAAUGACUGAAUACUGUUAGAAAACGUUUCUAUAGGAUUCAGAAGUCAUCAUUAGAUUCUAUGGGAAUUUUAGUAGAUAAAUCAUUUAAAAGAUUAAAUAGUGGCCUAUAAGGAGUUUACUUAAUUUGUUAGGCAAAUGUAUUAAUUAUAUUAUUAUUAUAUUAAUCACCCUUUGCAAUAAAUAUAUCAACAUUUUUACGAGUACUUUUUGACACCCUUUUCUAAUAAGCUUAGAGGGUAAGGGCGGGGAAGCUGCAUUGUUUGAGCGCGGUGGGAGGAGUAUCAAGGUCUGUAUUUGUAGCAAUUGAGCCUUAGAACGUACAAUGUGAUAGUGUGUAGAAAUG